UUCAUUAUUUCUUCGUCUUCAUCGGAAGUGGAAAGUUAAACUAAAAUAAAAGUGGAAAAAACACCCUGAAAAUAUAUGAAGAUAUACCUUCAAAUAGAAAAAAAUUGUUGUUUAAUGAAGAUAAAAAAAUAAAACAAAGAAUUUUUUGUCAUAAAAUUCGAAUGCAUUGAUAAAAAGCGUGAAAAAUAUUGUGAAAUUUAAGUUUUACUUCAAGAAAGAAGAGGAAAUAUUGAAAAAAUCCCAUGAAAUAAAGGCAUUUGCAAACUAACAAUAGAAAAAAGUACGACGAAUCAAUAGAUGAAAAAAAUUAAUAAUUACGUAGAAAAAAAAAUCAAAUUUAUUUUCUAACAAAUAUUAUUUAAUAAUAAGUAAAUAAUUUAAGAAAAAAACUAUAAAUAAGUAAUAAAUAAAUUGAAUAUAAAUUAAACAACGUACAGUGUGUGUAAAAGAAGAAAAAUAGAAAGGAAAAUUUUGUUAAGUGCACAGUAAAACCCUUGAAAAUUGAUUUUCCCCAAAAAGUACGAAGAAUAAUAGAAAAACAAAGAGCUGAAAAAAAUUGUAUAUAAGUUGCACUUCAAGUGCAGAAAAUAAAUAUCACAUUUUUGUUUAGUUGUGUGUGCGGACGAGAGUGCAUUAGUGUGUGUUCCUUUCGUGUCGCGUAAAAAUAUAUUUAAAAUUCCACUUUAUCCAACAAAUUAGACAACAAGUCACCAAACUAUUUUUUACUCCUGUUGUGUGACGUUUUUUUUUGUUUGUUGUUUCUCUUUUAAAUAAUUGUAUGACAUUUUCUAUAAAACGCCUGAUUUUUAGUGUUUUUUUUUGUUGUAUACAAUAAAACAAACUGAAAACAGAAAAUCUAUUAUAACUGUUAAUUAAUCAAGCCAAGUUUUCUUUUGUGCUACAAUAACAACAAGAUUAACAUAUAAAGCGAAAAACAUCUGUUAUCACUGUCCAUUUUAUUUCCAUAUGCAACAAUGAAUAUUGUUGGUGAUUAUGAAUACAGUUCCAAGGAUAUGUUGGGCCAUGGCGCCUUUGCUGUAGUUUAUAAAGGACGUCAUCGCAAGAGACAUUUUCCGGUUGCCAUAAAAUGUAUCACCAAAAAAGGUUUGAUAAAAACACAAAAUUUACUGGGCAAAGAAAUUAAGAUACUGAAAGAACUAACAGAGCUGCAUCAUGAGAAUGUGGUGGCUCUAUUGGAUUGUAAAGAAUCACAGGAUUGUGUUAAUUUAGUAAUGGAGUAUUGCAAUGGCGGUGAUUUGGCUGAUUAUUUAAGUGUCAAGGGUACUUUAAGCGAGGAUACAGUGCGGUUAUUUUUGAUACAAUUGGCUGGUGCCAUGAAAGCUUUAUAUACCAAAGGAAUUGUGCAUCGUGAUCUGAAGCCACAAAAUAUUUUACUAUCGCACAAUUAUGGCAAAACACUGCCAGCACCCUCAAAGAUUACACUCAAAAUAGCUGAUUUUGGUUUUGCCCGAUUUCUAAAUGAAGGCGUUAUGGCAGCUACAUUAUGUGGUUCACCCAUGUAUAUGGCUCCUGAGGUUAUAAUGUCUUUGCAAUAUGAUGCUAAAGCUGAUUUAUGGUCUUUGGGCACGAUCGUUUAUCAGUGUUUAACGGGUAAAGCACCUUUCUAUGCACAAACACCAAAUGAAUUGAAAUUCUAUUACGAACAAAAUGCCAAUUUAGCACCCAAAAUACCCAAUGGUGUCUCGCCCGAAUUACGUGAUUUGUUAUUGUGUUUAUUGCGGCGCAAUGCCAAGGACAGAAUUUCAUUUGAAAGCUUUUUCAAUCAUCGUUUCUUGCAGGGCAAAAAGGCGGCUACAUCACCAGGUGAUAUACCAGCUUCUUUGGCUAUGGGUACAACACCGCCUACAAAAUCGAAAAGUCCAUUGCAGCAACAACUUGAACAACAGCAGCAGCAACAACAGCAACAGUUACAACAACAAUUACAGCAACAGAAGCAUCAAAAACAAGGAGCAGAUGAUGAUUUUCAAGAUGAAAAUGCUGUUUCGGUGGUUGAAAAUCCUGCCAUUUGUGCUACAAUCACAAAUGUGGGUAUUUUAUGUGAAAGUGAAAACAAUACCGAAUCUUCGGAAUCUCAUGAAGAUUCCGAUGACUUUGUAUUAGUACCCAAAAAUCUUCCAGAAGAUCCAAAUGUUAUUGAAUAUGAAAAGAAACAUUCCACUAAACAACAGGCCGCUAAUAAUGCAGUUCAAAAUCAGUCCAGUCCUCCAAGACCUAGUACUUUACCAAUUUCUGAACCCAAACCCGUACCGGCACCAGUAAGACGCUACUCUACAAAUACUAAUGUACCCGCAGUGGCGGCCACCGCACCCAAUGUUUCGCCCUUGGACAAAAAUCAAGUGCGUUAUAGGGCGAACAGUGAACAGAUAUCGUCACCAAAGCUGUCGACUACAGCACCGACAGCCUCCCCGGCUCAACAGAUACCGCGAUCUCAACCAAUUAGUGUCAAGGGCCGGCAAGAGCAUCGCAAGAGUAGUGUUAGUAGUGAUAUUAAUUCCAUAUCACCGCCAGCUGUGCAAUUUGCUAUUGGUACACCACCCACCGGUAGACAUCGUUCGACUUCGGGUGGCUCGCUGUCGGAAACACCACCACCCUCGGCUCCCUGCACCUGGCAGGUGAGUCCUGGUGGUCAAACACAAUCGCCUUUAAGACGCUCCGGACAUAGUUCACCCGUGCUUCCGUCCGCUCUCACAAAAUUACCCACUCUAGGCAGUCCCACAUUAAUGGUGGCUCCCGGCUCGGUGGGUUCUUUGGGCUCUGGUUCCUCCUCGGAGAAUAACAAUCAGCAUCCCAUGCUGGGACCCCGAGCUUUUACUUUGCCCGAAUUGGGUGCCACCGGUGGAUUGCAAAGUCUGUUGGAUACAAAUGCCGCCGGUGCUGGUAAUCCAACGGAUAGCCAUCAUCAUUUGCAUGCAUUCCAUGCUCCCGAACUGUCGGAAGAAACCCUUAUGGAUCGUGAACACAAUGAGACUCUGUCCAAAUUGAAUUUUGUUUUGGCUCUCACCGAUUGCAUACAAGAAGUGGCUGAUUCACGUUGCGCCCCACUCUCCGCCUUGAUGGCAGCCGGCUCAAAUGAACAACCACAAAUCCCACCGCAUGCUCCCGAGCAUUGUAAGAGAGCCGAGAGAUUAGUGUUAUUGGUAAGAGCUUUGCAGCUGCUGUCAUCCGGCCUAAAUUUAGCAUCGCAACAACUAAGAAGUGGCAGUUUAAAGCCCUCCUCAAAUGUUAAAAACGCUUUAUUAACCAUGAAUUCAAAAUAUCGCAGCAUUUUAUUUGAAUCGAAGAAAUUAAAUGGCACUGGUCUAUUGCAAAAAGCCAAUGCAUUUAAUAUUACAGCCGAUAAAAUUUUAUACGAUUAUGCUUUAGAUAUGUGCCAGGCUGCUGCUUUAGACGAGUUACUGAGUAAUACCAAAAAUUGUUUUGAACGCUAUAAUACAGCUCACAUUUUAUUACAUUCAUUGGUGCAGAAAUGUAAUCAUCCACAAGAUAAAAUGCUUUUAAAUAAAUAUCGUGAUGCUGUGGAAAAACGUUUAAAUAUUCUACAACAACAAGGUUACAUUUACGUAACCGAUGAAAAUUCUUAAGUUAUAAAACAACUCUAAUAAAUCAAACCCAACAUCAUGAACAAUUUUUCUUUGCAGAAAAAAUAAAAAACAAA
Messenger RNA from Calliphora vicina (urban bluebottle blowfly), 3676 nucleotides. RefSeq names its product serine/threonine-protein kinase unc-51-like protein Atg1 (gene Atg1). Gene Ontology annotation, biological process: reticulophagy; autophagosome assembly; response to starvation. The record is from RefSeq and is a predicted model, not a curated record. NCBI's taxonomy places the organism in Eukaryota, Metazoa, Arthropoda, Insecta, Diptera, Calliphoridae. Gene Ontology annotation, molecular function: ATP binding; protein serine/threonine kinase activity. Bases 975 to 3602 code for a protein of 875 amino acids. The transcript is spliced from 13 exons. Gene Ontology annotation, cellular component: phagophore assembly site membrane; phagophore assembly site; cytosol.